This is a messenger RNA of Ziziphus jujuba (common jujube), 1170 nucleotides long. RefSeq names its product protein REGULATOR OF FATTY ACID COMPOSITION 3, chloroplastic. Bases 63 to 1022 code for a protein of 319 amino acids. Gene Ontology annotation, cellular component: cytosolic small ribosomal subunit; ribosome. The record is from RefSeq and is a predicted model, not a curated record. Gene Ontology annotation, molecular function: structural constituent of ribosome; small ribosomal subunit rRNA binding. The transcript has 5 exons. Gene Ontology annotation, biological process: translation. NCBI's taxonomy places the organism in Eukaryota, Viridiplantae, Streptophyta, Magnoliopsida, Rosales, Rhamnaceae.
UCCAACACCUCGUCAGCAGAUAUUAGAUAUCAUAUCUUGCUGUCUUCGAAAGCUUUGUGAAAAUGGAGGCACUCCUACACUCUUGCUCUGCAGCUCAUUUAACUGCAAAAGCCUCAAAAUUGGAGAGUAGCAAUAGUUCUUCUGGAAAUCGAAACCCAUGCUUGGUAUUAGCAAAUGGGUAUUCUUCUACAUGGCCGUUGACCACUCAGAAGCUCUCUGUUGGAAGCAGAAAGUCGGUGAUUGUGGGGGCAAAGAAGAACAAUAAGAAGGAAGACACUCAUAGUUUCGUUGCAAAGCCAGAUGAAGCUACUGGGCCUUUUCCUGAAGCUGUGCUGCUGAAAGAGAAGAAAGUUCAGGAAGAUGGUAAGCUUCUUCCUGAGUUUGCUGAUGCAGAAGAAGAAAAUGUCUAUGAAUUUCUGAAGCUUCAGCUGCAAAGCGAUUUGAACGUGGAACGAAUGCGUCAUUAUGAGGUGGUGUAUUUAAUUCACGAGAAGCACGCAGAGGAAGUUGGGAGUGUGAAUGAGAAAGUUCAAGAUUUUCUAAGGGAGAAACGGGGCAAGAUAUGGAGAAUGAGUGACUGGGGCAUGCGUAGACUAGCAUACAAGAUACAGAAAGCAAAGAAUGCGCACUAUAUAUUGAUGAACUUUGAGAUAGAAGCAAAAUGGAUUAAUGAUUUUAAAAGCAUGUUGGAUAAAGAUGAAAGAGUAAUCCGGCAUCUUGUAAUAAAGAGGGAUGAGGCUAUUACAGAGGAUUGCCCUCCUCCUCCUGAGUUUCACACCCUGCGCUCAGGUAUGGAUGAUGAUGAUGAUGAUGAAGAGGAAGACGAUUAUGAUGAUGAAUAUGAUAUUGAAGAUUGGGAUGAAGAUGAAGAUGGCGAUGGUGAUUUGGAUGGCUAUGAAGAUGGUACUGAAGAUGAUAGUAUUAUUCUCAAAAGUGAGGAAGAUGAAGAUAAGAAUAAUAACAUAACGAAGCUAAGUAAGACAGGAGACAGAAAAUUGAGAGUUGAGAAAGUAGGUAGAUAGUUUUUUGUUGGUCUUACAAGAUAUUGAAAACUGGUAUGUAAUAGCUUUUCUUUUCUUUUCUAUUUUUUUUUAAAAUUUUUUUGGGUCAAUAGGUAUGUAAUAGCUUAUAGAAGUUUGUUUUAGUUGUUUAAAGUAAUAUUAUUGCAUA